AUGUCAUCAAUGCAAGUCUGUGUAUUGCUUACAGAAGACACUAAUCCAACCUCUGCAGCUAGACCUCGUCCUCUACGCAUACUUUUCCAUCCACAAUGCAUGGAGAAACUGGGUCUUGUUGCUGGUGAUCUUGUUCAAGUUUCUUCUCAAAGUGCAUGCAAGUCUUUAGGAAUUAUUUGGCCAUCUCGUACUGUUUCUGCAGAACAUAUAUCUGUUUCUCAGCAUAUACUUGAUACUGCAAGUUUAUUGGAAGGAAGCACUGCUACGCUUUCCCUUGUUUCUGUACCUGCUGUUCACGCCGCUAUAAUUAAUCUAGUCUGGCUACACACCCCAGAGUUUCAUAUAGACGAAGCAUUGUCAAUAUACGUUAAAGAAAUAUUGUUGGAAACAGAGUAUGUUUGCAGUGGACAGAUGGUUCGAUUCCAGUAUUAUGGAAAAGAGCGAUUGUGCAUGGUAGACCAGAUUACUCCUAUUGAUCCCAUCCAAAUCAACUCCGACCCACAUCAAAUCAUUCCAUUCAGGCUUGUGCGAUCUACCCGUGUGAGAUUUGAGCAAGCCAAGUCAACUGUUGAAACUCGAGUAGGAAAAGUUGAAUACAGCACCAUUGGAGGAUUGGGGGAACAAAUAUCUACAGUUCGAUCCUUGGUUGAAUUGACGCUAUGCAAUCCUGAACACAUUUCUUGUCUUGGAUUUCGACCCCCUCGUGGCAUACUUUUAUUUGGCCCUCCAGGCACGGGUAAAACACUUUUGGCUCGAGCAGUGGCAUACGAAACUAGUGCACAUGUAAUUACAGUAAAUGGAUCUGAAAUCAUGAGUCGAUUUCAUGGAGAGGCAGAAACUAGACUCCAUCAUAUUUUUCAAGAAGCAAACGAAAAGUCUCCAUCAAUCAUAUUUUUGGACGAAAUUGAUGCCUUGUGCCCAAAACGAGACGAGGGUGCUACCGAAGUACACCAACGUAUCGUAGCUGCACUAUUGACUCUUAUGGAUGGCAUAAACACAUAUUCAUCCAAAACAACUCAACACCAUCGGUUAGUUGUUAUUGGUGCAACGAAUCGACCCAAUGCAAUAGACGAUGCACUACGUCGUCCAGGAAGAUUUGACCACGAAAUUGAAAUAGGUAUUCCUUCCGAAAUUCACCGUUUUGAAAUCCUGCAAGCUCUUUUGAAAAAAGUCCCAAAUUCAUUAAAUGAUAUGGAUCUACGGACUAUCAGUGCCAAUGCACACGGAUAUGUUGGUGCUGAUCUUGCUGCAAUCUGUCGUGAAGCGGGUCUAAAAGCAAUUCAGCGUAUUGAAGCAGAAUCAUUAAAUGCAGGAGUGGUGCAAACGGAUGAUGAAAUGCACCUAUUAGAUUUGCAAAUCACGUUAGAAGAUAUGCGUCUGGGCAUGUCAAUGGUUCAACCUAGUGCAAUGAGGGAAGUGACUCUUGAAGUUCCAAAAGUGAAAUGGACUGAUAUUGGAGGUCAAGAAGAUGUCAAACAGAGAUUGCGAGAAGCAGUAGAGUGGCCAUUGAAGCAUCCAGAGGCGUUUCUCAAAUUCAAUAUUUCUCCUCCAAAAGGAAUUUUACUUUACGGACCACCUGGUUGUAGCAAAACGCUCAUGGCUAAAGCUUUAGCUACUGAGGCUGGAUUGAAUUUUUUAGCUGUCAAAGGGCCCGAGCUAUUCAGUAAAUGGGUUGGCGAAUCAGAAAAGGCAGUACAAGAGAUAUUUCGCAAAGCGCGGGCUGCAUCUCCAUCGAUUAUUUUUUUUGAUGAAAUUGAUGCACUUGCAGUUCGACGUGGUGGCGACGAUGCUUCUGUAGCAGAUCGUGUUCUUUCUCAACUUUUGAACGAGCUGGAUGGAAUUGAACCGCUGAUUAACGUUACUAUAGUUGCCGCAACCAAUCGGCCAGACAUUUUGGACACUGCACUUUUAAGACCUGGACGGAUAGAUAGUAUUCUGUACGUCUCGCCACCUGAUGCAGAUUCUCGUGAGCAAAUUUUUCGCAUUCAAACAAAUCGGAUGGCAUGUAGUGACGAUGUAGAUCUUAAAAAACUUGCAGAAUUGACUGAAGGGCUUUCUGGUGCUGAGACUAUGGCAGUAUGCCAGGAAGCAGCUCUACAUGCCAUGGAGGAAGAUUUGCAUGCAUUGUGUGUAUUUCAAAGGCAUUUUAUUGAUGCCAUCAAAAGAAUCACACCGCGGAUUACACCACGAAUGCUUGAAUUUUAUGAUAAUUUUCGCCAACGAUGUGGGCUUCGUUCGGUGUGAUUUGGAAAGCAACCAUCAUCUUUUAAUCCUUGCUACACAUCAGAUUAAAUUGCAAUUUGAUUCAAGAAUCGAAAAUUUAUUUUAGACGUCAAAGUGUUUAAAGCAAAGUCAAUAUUAGAUUUGAAUAAACAAAGUCGAGUCUUGUAGAAGCA
This is a messenger RNA of Batrachochytrium dendrobatidis JAM81, 2396 nucleotides long. RefSeq lists its product as uncharacterized. The transcript has 13 exons. Gene Ontology annotation, cellular component: cytoplasm. The record is from RefSeq and is a predicted model, not a curated record. Lineage: Eukaryota; Fungi; Chytridiomycota; Chytridiomycetes; Rhizophydiales. Gene Ontology annotation, molecular function: ATP binding; ATP hydrolysis activity. The coding region runs from base 1 to 2244 and encodes 747 amino acids.